This is a messenger RNA of Seminavis robusta, 2919 nucleotides long. NCBI's taxonomy places the organism in Eukaryota, Bacillariophyta, Bacillariophyceae, Naviculales, Naviculaceae. The record is from the annotation of a GenBank genome assembly.
AUGGCCAGUGCUACGAGUGUUGUUCCUCAUCCAGUCGUCAAUUUUGGAAUGGCAUCCAACGACACGAACACUAUGAAGGUUCAUGCGGCUCCAGAGGAAGAGGCAGCUGCUCCAUUAAUCACCACUACUCCCAAAGCCAAAAAGAAAAAUGGAGUCAAGGCUACUUCUGCUAAUAGUAGGGCCAAGGCAACUCGCACUACUUCGGUACAAACAGCUCCCGUCGAAGGAGAAAAUAAUAAGCCCAGCAAUAAACCAAAGCACAAACGAUCCAAUUCCGAUACCAUGGGAAUCUCCUCGAGUGAUUUGUCUACCGCCAGUGCUCCCGUGACACCGACCCAAAAAUCCGAGAACAAACUGCUCCGAAAGGGAUCCCUAACACCCACUACACGAGGAGCGCAUCUCAAAAAGGGCGUGCAACGAGUCAAACGAGGGAAUUCCUUUGAUGGUGUUGGAGCUAGCAGCAACAGUAGCAGUCCAAAGCCAGAAAAACCAACCAUGAAAAAGGCUCCCUCUCUAGGACAAAUCAAGGGGAAAAAGAAGAAAGAUUUGGUGCAACAAACGACAAAACGAAUGAGUUCCAGUGUCUCCAAACUCAAGGCUGCCAAAGAUCUAAGCCAAUCGGUAGGGAGACUCAGUGCCAGCACGUCCAAGCUCAAAAUAUCCAAAGAUCUUUCUGCCGUAGAACAGCAAACGGCCAAAUGGCUUGCCAUCAGCCUAGCCAAAAUAAAAGCCGCCAAUCAAGACUUGGAAUCCGGAGGUAUCACUCCCAUGCCACCAGCAUCCGGACGACCUUCCCUGGAGAGCAACGACAAUAUGGAGCAAGAAGAUGAAUCCAAUGGUCCGGGCAGUCCUGGAGCCGGAACACCCAGGUCUUCCGUGGCAUCCUUGAAGCCGAAAACCAAGAAUCGUGGCGGCAGUCCAGGAGCAAAAUCACGAUCGUCCGUGUCAUCGGUCAGAUCCAAACAAUCCAAGGGGAAAUCCAAAGCCCGCGCCAAAAGCGUCAUGCUGGGGAAUAAUUCAGCGUCUUCCUCCUCCUUGUCGCAGAACAAGAGACAUUCCCAUGGCACCAAGGUAGCACGACAACAAAGUCCACAACAGCAACGAUUCAUGUCGGAAUCCGAACGACUCGCUCCCAUUAGUGACAAAGUGGAUACGGCAUCGUCGAGGUCGUGUCGAACUGUUUCCGAUUUAGAAGUCCGAUUGGAAAGUCAACGAAUGCUGGACGAAGGAGCAUUUUAUGAUCCACAAAAGACUAAAUCGACGGCUAGCGACGCACUCUCAUCGACAAUCCACGGUUCUGGCAUUAGUAGUGCUGCUGCAAAAAAACAAGUCAGUAACAAGACAUCGUUGGAUUCGAAAUCGGCACAUGGGUUACCGACCAGUCUGUAUGCGGCAGAGGCGGCAGCAAAAGCCCGUUCGUCGUUGCAGGAGCAAAUGACCAAUCAAUCGGAACGAGUGCAUCGACGACGCGCCCAGCAGACGGACGCCAAUAACAACAAGCCCAAACCAGGAAACGUGACAUUUUUUGGCAAUCCGCUGCUCCCCAUUGAUAUUGUCGGAAAGAUGCAGAAACUGCCCAAAUUAAAUUUGAUGCAUCACAAGGAUGCUCUUCAAGUACUGGGAUCCAUCAACUCCAUGAAACGACAACAACUCAACGUGAAAAUGGAAUCAACGAAUGCUUCCACCGCAGCUUUGCCGUUGUCGCGGAGUUUGACCAAUCCCAGCAGCAGCAAUAAUGAAACUCCGUCGGAGGAUGGAAAAGCAAAGACAGAAUUAAAAGUCAUUCAACUGCUCAAAACAGCCGGGACGGCAGCAUCCGCAACACUCUCCAUGACGGGCUUUAAAGGUGGCGAUCCGGAAGAUCAAAUCAAUCAUGAUCGCUCUUUGAUUGUAGCUCCGUUUUAUUUGCGAAAUCACAGCAAUUCCAUGGUUCGAAGACGUCUGAUCGGUGUCUUUGACGGUCACGCCGAACACGGAUGCAGAUUUGCCGAGCACUGUCAACAGCUAUUGCCGAGCUUGCUCUCGCGCAAACUGUCGGAGGAAUUCAAAAGGGCCGUGGAAGAUAUUUCGGCAGGCAUCAAAACGGGGGAAGACGAGGUGGCAAUCACGAAACGAGUGCUGAUAGAAUCCUUUGUCAUUAUGGAUGAAUCCUCUCCCAGAGAGGCUACGGGGGGAUGCACUGCUACCGUGGUCUACCAACAAGGCCAAAAAGUAUUUAUUGCUAAUACGGGCGACAGUCGCUCGUUCAUUGCAGUUUAUCGAAAGAACCAUCCCCACAUAGUUCAGCAUCAAAAGAAAGAAAAGGGGGGUAGCCCAAAGCAAUCGAAGAGUCCGAAAUCAAUGACAGCAGAUGAUACACCCACCGUCAGUCACACAAAGGUGGUAUAUAUGAGCAGGGAGGACAAACCUGACCUUGUCGACGAACGAACACGACUAGAAGGAUGGGGAGGGGAAAUCAUACCGGCCGAGAAGAACAAAUCUGCCAAAGUCAGAUUCCAGGCGGGCCGCUCCGGCAAAAUAUCUGCUACGUUGAGUAUGAGUCGGAGCAUUGGAGACUGGCAAUUCACUCCCCUUGGCGUUAUCGCGGAUCCAAUCGUCGAUGUCCUGGAUCUCAAAGAGCUAGUCGAAAACGAAAUGAGCUCUGAUGGCGACGAUGAGAACAAUGACGAUGAUGUCUGCGUGUUUGCAGUGUGCGUUUCUGAUGGCAUGAUGAUUGAAAGCAAUGACGAGGCCGAAGUUGUCGCGUCGGAACUCGCUACCAGCCUCUUCAGUGACGACGGCCACUAUCCCUUGAGUUCGUGUCAACACCUCAUCACCAGGACUGCUGCUGUUUGGGAUAAACGAAACAAAGGGAAGUUUCGCGAUGACAUCACAAUCGCUGUGACAGUUUUGAGAGCACCAUCUUCGUCGGGUGACUAG